Messenger RNA from Dicrocoelium dendriticum, 228 nucleotides. The record is from the annotation of a GenBank genome assembly. NCBI's taxonomy places the organism in Eukaryota, Metazoa, Platyhelminthes, Trematoda, Plagiorchiida, Dicrocoeliidae.
AUGAACAAGGUUCUUUGCAACCGAGAGACGGUUAUCAAACUGUGGGCUUCUCGCUCGGCGCAGUCGCUGCUGUCUGGGACAUCAAUUCCCCGUGCCUUGCUUACUCUGAACUCCGAUGAUUUGAAGGCGUAUCGCAUAUCGGAGUUGAUUGCCAGACAUUUGAAUUCAGUUCCGUUCUACCAACCGGAAACACUCCGAAAAGGUUCUCAAAUAUUGUUUCAUACGUGA